AUGCUGCAACGUCUGGGCCAAAAUGUGAACCUCGCGGGCGCCUCCCUCUUCUUCCACAUAGCCUGGCGCGAGCGGGGCCUUUGCCUGCCCCACCUCGACAUCAGCGACCUGCUCCAGGUGGACUGGGCGGCGCUGCACGGAGCCGGCUUCCGGGCUGCCAUCUUCGACAAGGACAACACGCUGACGGUGCCCUACGCGCUGGAGCUGCAGCCCAGCGCGGCGGAGUCGCUGGCGCGCUGCCGCAGCCACUUUGGCGACGCCGUCGCGCUGUUCAGCAACUCCGCGGGACUGGCCCAGUUUGACCCAGAGGGGGAGGAGGCUGCGGCCCUGGAGGCCAGCCUGGGGGUCCCGGUGCUGCGACACAGCGAGAAGAAGCCCGGCGGCGGGGUGGAGGACCUUGUGUCUCACUUUGGGUGCCAGCCUCAUGAGAUGAUCAUGGUGGGCGACCGCUACCUCACCGACAUCGUGUUUGGCAACCGGCACGGCAUGCUCACGGUCCGGCCCCGGCCCUUCACCUCCGAGGGGGAGCCCGUCACCGUGGCUCUGGCGCGGAGGCUGGAGGCGGCCUGCACGGCGCGGUGGCUGGUGCAGGGCCACGCUGCGCCCUCCCACCCGUUUUUGAAAGGCCAGGCCAGUGGCGCUUUCCUCUUGCAAUGA
Auxenochlorella protothecoides is the source of this 657-nucleotide messenger RNA. Its product is annotated as putative phosphatidylglycerophosphatase, mitochondrial. Bases 1 to 657 code for a protein of 218 amino acids. The transcript has 5 exons. Gene Ontology annotation, molecular function: phosphatidylglycerophosphatase activity. The record is from RefSeq and is a predicted model, not a curated record. NCBI's taxonomy places the organism in Eukaryota, Viridiplantae, Chlorophyta, Trebouxiophyceae, Chlorellales, Chlorellaceae.